GGUGGUAGUGAUCAAUAUUCGCAAACUUUGUGAUUGAGAUUCAAAUUGAAACCAUAAAACAAAAUCCUGUACUACGGUAGUUGGUUUCAUUCACAGAACAUAACUAUCACCAUCAUCUCACCUCUCAUUCCCAUCCCACAUCCACAUCCAAAAGUAUCCAUCAUGCCAGUCGUUCCUUCGCUGAAAGACACCCCGUUCGACACCGAUAUUCGCGACCGUCAUUUGAUAUACGAUUACGCCGCGCAGGACGCCCAAGGCAACCCCGAGAAAUGGCGCUAUGAAAUGUGGUUUUAUAACGAGGACCGCAUCGUCUAUGCCAUCCAUGGCGGUCCCAUGGCCGGCCGAAAGAACUUUCAAACGGCCACGUACCAGUGCAUUCGACCGGGCGAGCUCUGGCAGUGCAAUUGGCUUGAGGAGACCGGUACCAUAUGUUCGCUGGUGUACGACAUCCCACGGAAGCGCAUCACCACGUUGCUGGGCUUCUCCAAGGGACAUUGGGAGGAAGCGGAGGCGGCUCACGGCGACAAGCGGAAUGCGAAGGAUCUGGAAAGAUGGAGGGGGUUGGCCACGAUUGGCAAGCAAACGGAUCGGAAGCUCCUGAGCGAACAAGCAGACAUCCUCGAGGAUUUCCGAGGCCCUGGUGAUUUGGAGCCGAUUGACAUGGAAUGGCCGACUUUAUAGGCGAGGCAAGUUCGCGGGAACGUACGCACCGCAAGAGGGGUAUGCGGUUUAAUGGGGAUUGAUUAGAGUAAGGGGGUUUAGUGGUUGUUAUUCGAAAUGGUAUUCUAUUUUGUGCUUAGUUCGCUAAUUUCCAGUAUACCCUUUAGGAUCUUGACGUUUCACUAGCAAACAUGCAAUGCUUGUCUCGUUCGUCUUUCUUUCAUUUGGGUGUAGAUGUUUUACCCCUUUCUGUGCAUCUGUAUUAAUUCACCGGGGUUCACGGAGGGGAAAGAAGUCGGUCGGAUUCUAGAAGACAUCAGGUGUCGGGAGCCGGGUCAUCAUCCGUAACCGUUGGCCUUUCCCUCA
Molecule: messenger RNA, 1026 nt
Organism: Aspergillus eucalypticola CBS 122712
Lineage: Eukaryota; Fungi; Ascomycota; Eurotiomycetes; Eurotiales; Aspergillaceae
Product: phenol acid carboxylase
Exons: 1
Coding region: 163-681 (172 amino acids)
Molecular function (GO): carboxy-lyase activity
Source: RefSeq, a predicted model, not a curated record